Penicillium longicatenatum is the source of this 792-nucleotide messenger RNA. RefSeq lists its product as uncharacterized. The transcript has 3 exons. The coding region runs from base 1 to 792 and encodes 263 amino acids. The record is from RefSeq and is a predicted model, not a curated record. Lineage: Eukaryota; Fungi; Ascomycota; Eurotiomycetes; Eurotiales; Aspergillaceae.
AUGGAUACAACCGUGGAGACCACUAUCCCUAAGGUGGUGAAGAAGCGUGGUGGUCCGGCGUGUUCGGACUGCAAAUCCAGGAAGAAGCGUUGUACCCAUCGCGGUGCCGAAGCUGAGAUCGAGGUGUCACCUCAGGUCAUGCCUACUCCGGCCCUGGCUUUUGCCAUGAAGACCAGGAAGCGCCAGAAAAAGGGCACCCUCAAGCUUUUCUUCAGCUUCUCAAACCUGGCAACCAACGCGAUGAAUCAGACCCUUGUUUCCGAAGUCGACUUUGCGAACCCCAAAGAGGGCAAGAUCGAGAAGGAGACCAUCAAGAAGGCCAUCAAUUCCAAGACCACUGCCACCAAGGCCAAAGUUGGCGAGAAGGCAAAGGCAAAGGGGGCCGUCGUCGAGGCCGACCCUGCAGUCGACGAAAUGAUCGAGGGUGAGAAGCAUCCCCGGCCUAUGAAACGCGUCAAGCGCAAGCAAGCUGCCAAGGUCUCUCCCGCAGAUCAUCCUGCCCCUACUCAUAGCCCUGCCGCAGACGACGCUGAUGCCGAUGCCGCGUCCACCCCUUCGGCCUCUCCACUCGCCGCCUCAGGCCCCAUGCCCGACCACCCCGACGAUACCUUGAAAGGCGCCAUACGAAUGAGUGUGCACCAAGUCUUCUCACGGUCUCUGGAAACGCGCCUCGCCGAGCUUAAGGCCAACUUCUUGACCGCCCAGGAAGCAAUGGAGGUCGUCAUCAACUCGGCCGCAGCCGUCACGGAGACUGUCGAUAUGUGGAAGGAAGUUUGGCUCAAGGAUCAGUGA